UCGGGACCCGAUUCGAGAAAGUUGGGAAGCUCCUCGAACAGGAGCCAAAAUUCUAUUUGAGGCGAACCAUUCGUCCACACCGGCAAUACUCCAUCUCCAUUGCUGUCCCGAUCCCCGCCGCCGGUGCCCUCGAGACUUGCUUGCUCCCCUCCAGUUUGAAAAUCAUGCCUAAAGUGAAGACGAACAGGGUUAAGUACCCGGAAGGAUGGGAGCUGAUUGAACCAACUCUACUUGAACUUCAGGGAAAGAUGAGAGAAGCUGAGCUUGAUCCACACGAUGGUAAAAGAAAAUGCGAGGCGUUAUGGCCUAUAUUCAAAAUAGCCCAUCAACGGAGCCGAUACAUCUUCGACCUUUACUAUAAGAGGAAGGAAAUUUCGAAGGAAUUAUUUGAGUUCUGCUUGGACCAGGGACAUGCUGAUCGGAAUUUAAUUGCUAAAUGGAAGAAGCCUGGUUAUGAACGGCUCUGCUGCUUAAGGUGCAUGCAACCACGAGACCAUAAUUUCCAAACCACAUGUGUCUGCCGAGUCCCCAAGCAUCUUCGAGAAGAAAAGGUUAUCGAAUGCGUACACUGUGGCUGCGGAGGCUGUGCUAGCGGAGAUUGAGUAACCGGUAACUCCAAACUAUUUAUUAGCUUCCGAAUAGCUGCUUGUUAUGAUUCAUGUCUUUCACUGAACUGAUGAUAUUUGGAGUUGGAAUUAACAUUUGCUAUGAGUAAAAAUGUAAUCUGUCUAUUGUGUUGUUA
Messenger RNA from Andrographis paniculata, 742 nucleotides. RefSeq names its product protein BUD31 homolog 2. The transcript is spliced from 4 exons. Bases 165 to 602 code for a protein of 145 amino acids. The record is from RefSeq and is a predicted model, not a curated record. NCBI's taxonomy places the organism in Eukaryota, Viridiplantae, Streptophyta, Magnoliopsida, Lamiales, Acanthaceae. Gene Ontology annotation, cellular component: nucleus; spliceosomal complex. Gene Ontology annotation, biological process: mRNA splicing, via spliceosome.